This is a messenger RNA of Pterocles gutturalis (yellow-throated sandgrouse), 964 nucleotides long. RefSeq names its product NEDD4-binding protein 1-like. Gene Ontology annotation, biological process: negative regulation of protein ubiquitination; negative regulation of proteasomal ubiquitin-dependent protein catabolic process. NCBI's taxonomy places the organism in Eukaryota, Metazoa, Chordata, Aves, Pterocliformes, Pteroclidae. Gene Ontology annotation, cellular component: nucleus; PML body. The transcript is spliced from 5 exons. The annotation marks the transcript as partial. The record is from RefSeq and is a predicted model, not a curated record.
ACAUGGUCUAAGGAAAUUCUUCUCCUGUCGAGGAAUUGCAAUAGCUGUUGACUACUUUUGGAAACGUGGCCACAGAAAUAUUACCGUGUUUGUUCCACAGUGGAGAACAAGACGUGAUCCUUACAUUACAGAGCAGGAUUUCUUAACACAGCUCCAGGAUGUUGGAAUAUUGUCUUUAACUCCUGCAAGGAUGGUUUUAGGAGCAAGAAUUGCUGCUCAUGAUGACAGGUUUUUAUUACACCUUGCUGAUAAAACUGGAGGUAUUAUUGUGACUAAUGAUAACUUCAGAGAAUUUGUGACAGAAUCACUUGCCUGGAGAGAAAUUAUUCAAAAAAGGUUGCUCCAGUACACUUUUGCUGGUGACAUAUUUAUGGUUCCUGAUGAUCCUUUGGGAAGAAAUGGACCCAGAUUAGAUGACUUCCUUCGAAGUGAAGGCAGUUCUAGAGGUUUUUGGUCACCACAAAAGGCUUUACAGAGCAGCGGACAAUAUUCUACCGAGACACCUUUCUUCCUGCCAGUCCCAAACCAACCAGUACAGCCUAAAAACAGAGUACAUGGUGAUCGUCCAUCAACAUGGCUUCCACUGGAAACAAACAUAGAGGCUUGUCUAUCAAUUCCACCACAGAGAUCUGCCUCAGAAACAGUACAACUAAGAGAAGCCCUGAUAAAAAUUUUUCCUGAUUACGAGCAAAGACAGAAGAUUGAUCAAAUACUAGCUGAUCAUCCAUUCAUGAGAGAUCUUAAUGCACUGUCUGCCAUGGUGCUUGACUGAAUGUUAUACAGGGUUUUUAUAUCACGACUGAUCUGAUUAACUUUGAGUAUCAAUGUGAAGAAAAAUGUUGCUGUUAUGUUACUUUGUGAAUAUUCAGAACCUAAUUUUAUGUGUAUAAACAAAGAUUUUUUUGUGUAUGUUCUGUUGCUAAUAGAUGCCAGUUUUUGGUAAAUUAAAAACUGCUGCUACUAC